ACCUCUUCCAACUAUGAACUGUCCAGUCCACUGACGUCCUCGUUGUGGAAUAAAUCGGAGCAUUUGGACAACACACUGCUCUUUUCUGAUCCCUACAAAUCUUGGCGUGCUCCCCUAUCCCAAAGUCUCCUUCCUCCUGAACGCUCCCACCUAUCACGAAGUGGAUCUCGAUCAUUCCCGUAUCCCUCGCAGUCACCCAAUUCGUUUGAUCGUUCUUCACCGGGGGAAUCGCGAAACGGCACGGACCAGUUUGGUAACUCGACUACCGUUUAUUCGAGUUCGGCCACACUUUCGGAUUCCUGUUUGGGUUCGGUACUGGUUCCCCCACUCAAUUCAGACAUUACGGAGAGUACAGAUAUGGCCAAAUUACUCGAUGAUACAGAUUCACCCAGUGAAUUUACUCUGCAAAACCAGUCGUCCGAUCCGGAAAGCACGGAUAGCUGCGGUGGAGAAGGGCCACCACCACCGCCACAACUGCAACCAUCAGUACCCGCUCCACCACCGAUGGUUGGUGGUGGGACUGGUGCCGGCAGCUCGUUAUCCUCAUCUUCUGCCACAUCCUCCCUGUCCACGCAUCUGGCGGAUUCAUCUAAGGCGACACAAUCCACAGAAUCCUAUUCGCAGCCCAACAGAACUCCGUACUUGAAUCAAUUAUUCUGUGCCAAAGCGUUGUUCAGCGAUUCGACAGCUCUCAGUCAAACCGAACAGAACAGUUAUUCCACUACCGUGGAUGACGAUGAAGUUGCGAGUAAAACUCGCGAGAAGUUAAUUCGCACCUGGGAUCACCAAGUUCCUUAUGCUGGAAUAGGUGAAGCAAGCGAUCUGUCUUAUCAAAAUUCCGCGCUCCAACAUCAUCAGCAACACCAACAGAUGCAACCACAAUCUCAUCCAUCUACUACACAACACCACCACCAUUCAACUCCAGAACCGAGUGACACGGGGCUGAUCGCUCGGGAGAUGGCUAACUAUUCGCACAAUUUGUCUCGAAUGCGAAUGGAAGCAUUUGGCCAUUUUCGCUCCACACCAGAUGAAGGUUCCAGUUCCCAAAACGAAGGUUUCAGUCCACCGGCGGGGAUGAAUGAAAGCGUUCGACCGCCAUCACAACAAAUUGCUGCGGCAGCGUAUGUGGCCGCAGCGGUAGCCGUGGCCAGUGUAUCGCAUCAUUCCCGAUCUACAACGGAGAUUAUGACGACCACAGCCCCCACUGCCAUACCGUCAACCGCUUCCGGAGGUUAUCCACCCCCUGGUCUGGGUUUACCGCCACCACUGCAGCCAUCACCACAGAACCUUACACCGCACUGCAUGGAUUCCGGAAUUUCUUCAGCAUUGACGCAUAAACCGCCUCCAUUGUCACACACAUCGGAAACAAACCUGGCCGCCCGACUCAACCCGUAUGAAGUCAAAACGUUCGCGGGGCAUGCAUCCACACCCAUUGCCCCACAAGCACAAGCCACACCAACACCACUCUCGGGACCGCCGCCACCAUUGGCUCCGCCACAUCAUCCGGCACACUUGGGACCAAUGUCCUCCCAUGUUCCUCCGGGUUACGGAUCCUAUACCCCAGUCAGACAUUUUGGACCACAUCCGGGACCGCCAAGUUACGGUUUUGGUCUGGACGGAACGCGAAGAAAGAAUGCCACUCGAGAGAGUACGACCACAUUGAAAGUUUGGCUGCAGGAACAUAUCAAAAAUCCGUAUCCGAGCAAAGGAGAGAAAAUCAUGUUGGCCAUUAUCACAAAAAUGACCUUAACUCAGGUUUCGACGUGGUUUGCCAAUGCACGACGCCGUUUGAAAAAGGAGAACAAAAUGUCCUGGCAUCAGAAAACAAACAACUCCGGGAACAACGCUACCGGCCGGGGCAGUCCGAUGACCCAAAAUUCCAGCUCAGCACCAAAUCCUUCGGGGACCGGAAAGAAGUCAUGUGACUCCACCGGAUCUCAGGCUUCGCAAGACGAUCCCGAUCAUCGACUACGGUCAAUCGCAGACGAUGGGGCUGGUGGUGAACAGGAUGAUAUUUCUGGCUCUGAGGAUGUUGAGGACGAAGAUGAGAUCGAAGAGGAAGGUGAUCCUAUGCUGGAUGAGGAUGAGGCUCUGUGUAACGCACCCGGUAGAUAUAUGAAAUUAUCUGGUCCACAGGAACAUGGAUUCCGAUAUGAUUCUAUGAAUACAUUCACUCCCGAUGUUUCAUGUCCUGGCCGACCGUCUUUGGACUCGGUGGACAGUACUGAUUAUCCCUAUAUGCGAUCAAUACAGCAUCCCAUGCUCCAAAAUUCCAAAACACUUCUGACAGAAUCACACUACAGUGAAAUGAUGACCACCGGUUUCGGUCGUUUCCAUUCCCCCUAUUCGUCACACCCAUUCCCCACGCAACCCAUGAUCGAUUUGAUGCGAUCUAUUCCAUCUGCAGGAUCUCACUCAUUCCCCUUACGAAAUUCCCUGUUUACAGGACAAUCAGAACCUGAUAAAUUACCUGCACAAAUAUCUAACCGGCAACCACAUGGAUCUGAACAAACCGGUGAUGCGGAUCUGCGAUUUGAUUCAUAUCAGGCAAGGAAUGAAUCUAAUUUGGAAGCCAAUUCACAAUCGGCUUUAUUUGUACCUCACAACCGCUUUAUGCAAUCCUCAUUGGGCUACUGUUUGAAUCCUGUGGGCUCCUCGUUCCCCUCCAUUUCGCACGAAUUCACCAACGUGGAAUCCGGCGGUAGCGAUCUGACGCAGAUCAAUCCACACGCACACCAUCAACGACCGGACCAAUCUCAACAACGAUCACGUGAGCUGCACGCGUAUGAUCCAGGUCUUCGGGGACUUCACGAGUGA
Messenger RNA from Echinostoma caproni, 2817 nucleotides. The record is from the annotation of a GenBank genome assembly. NCBI's taxonomy places the organism in Eukaryota, Metazoa, Platyhelminthes, Trematoda, Plagiorchiida, Echinostomatidae.